Xylaria bambusicola is the source of this 2531-nucleotide messenger RNA. RefSeq names its product acyltransferase 3. Gene Ontology annotation, molecular function: acyltransferase activity, transferring groups other than amino-acyl groups. NCBI's taxonomy places the organism in Eukaryota, Fungi, Ascomycota, Sordariomycetes, Xylariales, Xylariaceae. Bases 584 to 2362 code for a protein of 592 amino acids. The record is from RefSeq and is a predicted model, not a curated record. The transcript has a single exon. Gene Ontology annotation, cellular component: membrane. Gene Ontology annotation, biological process: polysaccharide biosynthetic process.
ACUAAAGCUAUUCAGGUCUCUCCUCUAAUUGGCUGCAAGCCCUUGUCUAGAGCCCUUAGUGAAAUGUAGCUGAAACGGCCUCUACUGUGAGGGAUCAGAUCAUCGCCGUCACAGGCUUGCUGCAAGCCGUGUUUGUGCCUGUCUGUGCCUACUUGUGCCUGGAAAAGCCCAUCAACUGUUAUGCCUGAAUCCCUCUUGAUUGCACAAGUGGUGGGUGGGCAUCAUCCUAUGCGGAAUUCGCUCGGAACGGGGCGAGAGAGCUGAUCAGCAUCUCCAAUCCCGCCGAUCAGCACUGAUCAUGUUUAAAACCGGGCCAGGGUGGCUGUGAUCCCCUGAUCUUAUGGGCCCGGUAAUUUACGAGACUAAACUCCAUUCGCUCGUUCAUCAAGCAGAACAACCGCAGUAUUACGUGUACACUAUCUCGGACGUCCAGCGGCAUCGCAGGCUUUGACGUCUUCAUCUGGCUGGUUUGUCGCAUGACCUUCGCUCCAGCGCAUUUGAUUAUUACUGGGGAGAGUAGCUUCAGACGUGCUACAUAGGUUGUCGCAGCCCAGAGAGAUCAAAGUUUUUCACCGAGCCAACCAUGUCAUGGUUCGGCUCUCCGCAGGCGGGAAAGAAGCGUUCAGAGAAGCGCCUCUCCGGAGACUAUGUCCGCAAUCGAGAGGAAGGGCACGAUGCAUCGCUCCCACGCAGCAGGCUGAACGGGGAUAACAUCAGAAGUCUCGAUGGAUUGCGCGGCAUCGCGUGCCUCCUAGUUUUCAAUUACCAUUUCCUGUGGCCAUGGACGCCCUCCAUCAUGUUGGGCUACGGUGCCAUGCUUCCUCAGGCCCCUGAGCCGUACUGGGAAUGGACCUCGCUACCCAUUCUCUGCUUAUGGCAGCGCGGUCGCCCCAUGGUCGCUAUAUUCUUCGCCAUUUCUGGCUAUGUCGUCAGCCGACAUGUGCUGAGACUGAUACACCAGAGGCGAUUAGAAGCUGCCUACCAGCGUCUUGCCUCGGCUGUCUUCAGGCGUGCCUUUCGUCUUUUUAUUCCGCCCACCAUCAGCAUGUUCUUGGUGGCUCUAUUGGCCCAGGCGGGCGUUUUCAAAUCCAAUGAGGCCAUUUACCAAGGUCCGGAUUCGGCCUACAUCAACGGCACCGUGACCAAUGUCACAAUUGGCGCCCGUUGUUACAACCACACCGAACUCGUCGUCGGAGUGACGGGGCUGGUCGACUACAUGGGGUGGCAGAACCCUUUGCCUUUGGGAAAUGCGACCGUAGGCCUCUGCGUCAACUCGACAUCAGAGCUAGCCGGCCCUACAAGCGUGUAUGACAAUGCGCAUCUCUUUGAGAAGAGAUAUGCACGUGUCUUGAACGACACUACCCGAUUGACAAGAUUUGAAAACCACGACUAUAUCUCACCGUAUGAAGGCCCUGCACCGUUAGAUAUCGUCAACGGCACGAACAUCACCUGCGGUAUCCCCGCGAGAUGGGUUCAGUACGGAGGCAUGUGGGAAGAACACCCUCUCAUACACGAUAACAUGACGUAUGCGCUGGCAAACUUUACCCGUGUGUACGGCGAGUGGGCCAAUGUUUUCACCUUCAACCCGUAUCAUCCGCGCUACGACCCCCAUACGUUCACAAUUCCGAUGGAAUUCCGCGGGUCCAUGAUCGUCUAUAUUUUCUUACUGGGCACGGCUGCUAUCAAAGCAAAAUGGCGCCUAAUGCUCGCAGGAUUCCUCUCCGCAUAUAGUUUGGUGUUCGGGCGAUGGGAUGUCGCUACUUUCAUGGGCGGUACUCUGCUUUCGGACAUGGAUGUUAGGCUUUCGUCGGCGAGCCCCGGCGACACACCACUCCAACCCCCUGUUACGGAUAGCUCCAUAAAAAGCAGAGCCAGGCCGCACCGACGAACCUGCAUGGGUGUGCUAACACGAUGGACGACUUUGGUACUGGCUCUUUACCUCUUGUCAUACCCUGACGCCGCCGCCGAGUACACUCCGGGUUUCACGUUCCUCGCCUACUUGCUUCCACGCUACUAUUCAGCCAUCGCGGGCUGGUCAUUCUACGAGGCCAUCGGCGCCAUGAUGCUCAUCCCCUGCGUCUUGCGCAGCUCUCUUCUGUGCCGCUUAUUAGAGAGUCGGAUACCGCAGUACCUGGGAAGAAUCAGUUUCUCGUUCUAUUUAAUGCACGGACCCGUUUUGCAUAGUCUUGGGUUCUGGAUUAUGCCGAGGCUCUUCGAGCGGCUUGGCCGACAGAACGGCUAUGUUGUGGGCUACAUCACUUUGUUGAGUGUGUCACUAUACCUCUCGAACUGGUGGUGUAAGCAUAUAGACCGCUGGAGCACGACGGUUGGGAAGAGAGUGGAGCAGAUGUUGACGGUCUGAUGAGGUCACUAUCGGCUUUCUGUGUAGAUUUCCUAGAAUUUAUCACACCUCUUCCAGAUUAUGAUCGUUAUCUAUGUGAUUAUCAUAUAUCUGUGGUGUAUUUGUAUCAAAAUUAGAGUCAUUCAAGAAGGGCAUGGCGUAUAUAUCAUUAAACACACUUCAUUUUUUA